Habropoda laboriosa is the source of this 556-nucleotide messenger RNA. RefSeq names its product thioredoxin domain-containing protein 17-like. Gene Ontology annotation, molecular function: protein-disulfide reductase [NAD(P)H] activity. Gene Ontology annotation, cellular component: cytosol. Lineage: Eukaryota; Metazoa; Arthropoda; Insecta; Hymenoptera; Apidae. The record is from RefSeq and is a predicted model, not a curated record. The transcript is spliced from 3 exons. The coding region runs from base 159 to 536 and encodes 125 amino acids.
UCAGCCGGAUUAGUAUCUGCCGUAAAUAUCUCAUGCAAGAAGUGUCGCCAUUUCAUGGUUGAUAAGAGGUUGUUGCGCAUUUACGUAUCGUACAGUAAAAAAAAUCUCGUAAACUUUCAAUAUCGUUACAAGUGCCAUUUAAGAAAGACUAACAGAAAAUGGUUACGCAUCAUCACAUCCAGGGAUACGAAAACUUUUUUGAAUAUAUGAAAAAUUUUAAACCUAAUGAGCCAGUUUACGUACUUUAUACUGGUACAAAACUUCCUAAUGGCAAAAGUUGGUGUCCAGAUUGUGUCGAAGCGGAACCCUUUAUAGAAGAAGGGUUUAAAGCAGCUCCUGAAGGAACACAUUUUGUUGAAGUUCAAGUUGGAGAUAGACCAUUCUGGAAGGAUCCGAAUUGUCCAUUUAGAACAAACUCCAUUACAAAAUUAAAGGUUCUACCUACCUUAGCAAAAUGGGGUACACAAAAACGUUUAGAAGGUAACCAAUUGUCACAACUUGAUCUCAUCAACAUGUUACUCACUGAUGAGGAUUAAGUGUACUUCAGUUUUGUGCA